CAAGGCUUACUGUCAAACUGUUUGGCGGAAUCAUCACUGUACUUAAGAGUCUAUUUUUAAGAGAAGGCAAAGGAUCGCAAUUAGCUAACUACAGCCCUCUCCGAUUCCAAACGUCUGCUUUGUCCUCUGCCUCACCUUUCUGUUUAUUUACCACUUACAAUCUCCACACGGAGUUGGCCGAAGUUCCUGAAGUGCGGCAGCAAUGUAGCCCCCCGGCAAGAGCAGGUGGGAGAGGAAGGGUAGCGUGCCAUGGCCGGGGCCCAGCACACCAGCCCCAAUCCCCAGGGACAGCAGCAGCCCACAAGGCUGUGAGGAUAUCGCAGACAUACCCCCAUGGAACAGGGAAGCUGCCUGAAGCACCAGCCCUGCUGUUAACUCACGCCAUAAUGGGCUUAUUUCCUACAUUUGGUGGCAGCAUAGUAUUCAGGAUAAUGUUACUGCUACUUGCACAGGUUACCGCGAAACCAAACGACGGAGAUGAGGGAGUUAAAUAAAAGGGAUGGGGAGUGAAUCACUAAAAAGUCUUUCCCAGAGUCAGUUCUCUGUUUUGGGGGAAGUUAUUUUAAUUCCCUUUCUCGCAAACAACCCGCAGCCUCACCGUGUCCUCUGGAGCCUGCCUGCCUGACAAUAUAACAAGAUUUCUAAAUAAAUGAUGUGCAGGGGCAGCUCAUGUUCAGCAGACAUAACGGCAGCCCCGCUCUGAAGGCUGCGGUGCCGGUAACGCCGUACCUGUGCACCGCGGGCCGGGCUGAGGGCAGCGCCCGCUCACGCCCAUGCCUUAGCGGAGGCGCGGCCCCAUGGACACCGCUCCGCCGGGCGGACCUGCCUUCGCCUCACAGCUCCUGGCGCAGCGCAGCAUCCAGCAGCUCGAGCGGCGGCAGCAGCAGCAUCGCUGAGCCGGGGCCGGGAGGCAGAAUGGAAGGCUUCAUUCGGCUGCUCUUCGGCUACUUGGUGGCGGACCUUCUCACGCUGGUGUGUCGGGCUCAGGAGAAAGCUGGCCAGCAGCUGGGGAGCUUCGUGGUGCUCUCGGGAGGAAACCACUCCAGCCCUGGGGAACAGCUAGACCCCUCUGAGCCACCUCCCACUCCGGACUUCUGUAGGGGCUACUUUGACGUGAUGGGGCAGUGGGACCCCCCCUUUAACUGCAGCUCGGGGGAGUUCAUCUUCUGCUGCGGCACUUGUGGCUUUAGGUUUUGCUGCAAGUUCAAGAAGACAAGGCUGGAUCAAAGCACCUGCACAAACUAUGAGACGCCGUUGUGGAUGAACACUGGGAAGCCUCCCUCCCGCAUAGAUGACCCUCUGCAUGACCCUACCAGGGAUAAAACCAACCUCAUUGUCUACAUCAUCUGUGGGGUUGUGGCAGUCAUGGUGCUGGUUGGGAUCUUCACCAAACUAGGGCUGGAGAAGGCGCACAGACCCCAGCGGGAGCACAUGUCCAGGGCUCUUGCUGAUGUUAUGCGACCUCAAGGUCCUUGUACAACAGAUCAUAUGGAAAGAGAUCUAAACAUUGUAGUACACGUGCAACAUUAUGAAAACAUGGAGACGAGACCUCCUCCAAAUAAUUUACAUCCACCGCAGAUGAAUAACGUCUUGCCAACAUCUCCCCUCCUUCCUCAGAUGGCACAUCAACAUUCAUAUCCCAGCCUGGGACAGAUCACAAACCCCUACGAGCAGCAGCCCCCAGGCAAAGAGCUUAACAAGUACGCCUCUCUAAAGGCGGUGGCUGACAAAGUCAACGAUGACUUCUACACCAAACGCCGACAUCUUGCAGAACUGGCUGCCAAGGGGAGCCUGCCACUCCAUCCAGUGCGCCUAGAUGAAGAGAGAGCUUACACGAUCGACAGUGGCCUAACCAAACAGAACGGGCAGAAAUCCAAAAUUGCAAAGAUCCACACACACCCAUUAGGUUACAACUCCCACUACAAGACCUGGGAUCCGAACGACCAGUCUCUUAGACGGCAAGCCUACACAAACAAGGGGAAACAUGGGAUGGGAGACCCAACGUUAAGCGACCCACUGACAACCCGGAGCCAGCACUAUUUGGGCCCACAGCCAUACUUCAUAACUAACAGCAAGACAGAAGUAACUGUUUGAGUUUCUUUUUUUUGUUUUGUUUUUAAAUGAAAUCCUUUAAAAACCACACACAAAUACACAUACAACACAAACACUCAACUGAAAGGCAAAAAAUAAAUUCAAAAACAUAAAAUAAAAAUAAAAAAAGCAAACAGAAGGAAGGAAGGAACUUCCACCUGGACACUCUUGGUAUCCAGCCAACUGUAGACCGAAGAGUGGGUUAAUACCAUUCAGCAAUACACACUGAAGGUUGAAUUAUAAACUCCAUUUGUAUUUCACAAUGGAACACAAACCCUUGUGACUAAAUUUUUUUACUUGAAACUAAAAUCCAUGAUGAGAAGUAGCACAAUCUAGAGAAACCUUAUGUCUGCUUAAACAUUUACACUAUGUUCCUGCCUUGAGACAGAGGAAGAAAGAGAGAACAAUAUACUGUAAUAUAUUAUUUCAGAGAGGAAUUUUCUAUAAAACGUAUUAAUAAGCACUAGACCUGUGAAAAGCCAAGAGCAAGGAUCUUGGUACAACCCCUAACUUCUAUUAUUGUACUUUCACACUAUACCUUAGAAAGCGCAAAAAAUAUAUAUACAAUAAGGGACAAAGACUCUUUCACAAGGAAUUUAUGAAGACUGUUAUGAAUAAGAGCAUAUGGGACCUUUCUGGCUGGUAGAGAAUUCUGCAGGAUGAUAACAAACAGCAGAAGAUUUUAUUUCAGUUCACUUCGUUUGAUUUGAAAUUUUUGGGAACCUCCAAAAUAAGAAGAGACAUAUCACAUGACACAGAAAGCUGCUGGGGGAAUAAGGGCAUCAGAAUAUUUCCUCUCAGUCCUCCUGUUUUCUGGCAGACGGUAACAAUUCUCACUUUGCAGACUGUCAGGACUUUUUCUUCACCUAAAUGUUUUGCCUAUCUUCAACUGCUUCAGACUGAAAUUAAGCGUGGGUGGUGCCUUUACUGUAUUACUAUUGUUCAAUGACAGUCUUGUUUCUCAAAGUGACCCCUCUGUUCCUUUAAGCUAUUUCCUCAUGUUUUGCUAAGGAUGACAAGGGUUGUGCCCUGUUCAGCCUCCUUUGUUUGUCCCAAAGGGAAACUGGACUACAUCUCCAUGCAGUGGUUGCACAGUCAAGACUAUUUAGUUAGCCCCUCCAUUUUCCCAAUUUAAACUUUUCCCCUCUAGUCUCUCAUUUUGUAUUUGCUUUUAGCCAUGGUAGUUCUUUGUAGUUCAACUAAAUGUUAUAUGGUAUAUUGUCUCUAUCGUUUGGCUUUCUAUAGUGGCAUUCCCUCUCGGUGGACUAUUUGGUGGAAGAGGCUAACAGACUAGCCUCAAACGUCAAAGAGAUCUGGGUUUUAACUAAACAAACAAUUGGACUCAUGGUCUUGACUGCGGUUUUGAUGAGCAGGAUGCCUUGUUCCUACGAGUAAAAGCACUCUUGAAUUGGGCACUGGUAGUAGCCUCACAGUGCUGGGCCUGUAAAGGCUUCGGCACAUCCACAAAGAGAUAAGCAGAGUUGGGAUAGGCGGGCGGUGCUGCAACAGCCUGAUGGCAGGCAACGCACUCAGUCUUUCACUUAAAUUCCUGCCCUUCCCCCAAAACAAGUAAUUUGGCUAAAUCCUAACUAGCUGUCUCACUACAGUUGCGUUCUCACCACCUGUCGAUUCUUCUGGAGAUUAGUUUUGGAAGAGUAUGCAGAGAGCAGUGAGAACUGUUAUGUUGUAAGAAGAACUGGAAGUGGCAUUUCUUGCUGUACUCAACUGACUGGCAGAGCUGCUUCUUAGUCAAGGAUGCAAGGGCUAAGAAUCUGAAAUGUGGUUAAAUGGAGAGACCAUUUUUUUAGCUAUAUCGAGAUUGAUUUGCAUCCUGAGAGCACCGGCAUCUCUCCAUACGCGUGCUGCCAAAUUGUAUGAUCAUACCUUUUAAGACUAUCAGAAGUGGACAAAGCCCACGGGACAAAUACUUUGCACACAACCCAGAUUCUUCACUACCUUACUUUCAUUCCUUUAAUCUUUAUUGCCUUCACAACUGGCUGACUUAAUUUGACCCUUUAUGGAAUGUUGCUGUUAAUCCAUAUGCUUUAGAUACACAUUACAGCUGCACUCUAAUUCACACAGGUUUCGUGUAACUUGAGCAUAUUUUAUGUGGAAAUAUUUUAGUAACUGUAUGUUCUGUAAGUAAACCCGUGUUAAUACUUGUUAACUACAGAGUUUAUGAUACCAAUAAUACUUCCUACAAUAAAAUGUUUGUUUGUUUUUUAAGAAUGUUUAUUUGUAAACAUAUGUAUUCACUAUAUUAAUAUGAAUUUCUUACCUGGCAAUAAAACUGAUUCUAUGUGAAUCCAA
Calidris pugnax (ruff) is the source of this 4401-nucleotide messenger RNA. RefSeq names its product shisa family member 9 (gene SHISA9). Lineage: Eukaryota; Metazoa; Chordata; Aves; Charadriiformes; Scolopacidae. Bases 670 to 2094 code for a protein of 474 amino acids. Gene Ontology annotation, cellular component: dendritic spine membrane; AMPA glutamate receptor complex; postsynaptic membrane. The record is from RefSeq and is a predicted model, not a curated record. Gene Ontology annotation, biological process: regulation of AMPA receptor activity; regulation of short-term neuronal synaptic plasticity. The transcript has 5 exons.